Messenger RNA from Daucus carota subsp. sativus, 1461 nucleotides. RefSeq lists its product as uncharacterized. Gene Ontology annotation, biological process: tRNA pseudouridine synthesis. Lineage: Eukaryota; Viridiplantae; Streptophyta; Magnoliopsida; Apiales; Apiaceae. Gene Ontology annotation, molecular function: RNA binding; pseudouridine synthase activity. The coding region runs from base 177 to 1181 and encodes 334 amino acids. The record is from RefSeq and is a predicted model, not a curated record. The transcript has 6 exons.
UAGAUGUUGGAAGGAGCAAACUGGCCUGUCUACUCCGAUGCAACGAAAGAAAAUAGAAUCAAAUUUAUAUUUUAACUUAUAAAUUUUUAAAGAAGUUUAAAAUGAAAAAUGACUUAAAAGCACUAAAAAGACAGUAACAGUGCAGUUGCGUAGUUGCAUCGGAUAAAGGAGGAGAUAUGGUAGUUUGUACGGCGGCGUCGGCGGUGGUUCCUCCGCUGACAUCUCCCCUGAAUAAUAAUAGCAACCCAUCAUCACUCCCUAACAAUCUCACCUUCCAAUCCAGCUCAGAAGAUGAAAAUGGGGGAAAACAACAACUGGGGGGUGGCUCUUCUUUCAAGUGGCGCUUGCUUAUUGCUUAUGAUGGCACUCGCUUUUCGGGUUGGCAGUAUCAGAAGUCACCCCCAACGAUACAAUGCCUUAUCGAGCAAGCCUUAACCCAAGUUACAAAAUUAGAAAGGAAGGAUCUAUGUUUAGUCGGUGCAAGUAGGACUGAUGCGGGAGUUCAUGCUUGGGGUCAGGUGGCACACUUUUAUACACCUUUCAACUAUGAUAGCCUGGAAAGUGCUCAUGCAGCAAUGAAUGGUCUUCUUCCUCCUGAUGUCCGAGUUAGAGAAUUUAGCGCCGCGUUGCCUGAAUUUCAUGCUCGGUUUUCAGUAAGGAGCAAGAUUUAUACCUACAAGAUAUAUAAUGAUGCAACGAUGGACCCAUUUCAGCGGCAUUAUGCUUAUCAUAGUACUUAUAAGCUUAACACAGCUGCCAUAAAGAAAGCUGCACAGUUUUUUGUUGGGGAGCACAACUUCUCCGCUUUUGUGAAUACAUCACGCACUAGUUAUUCACCAAAUCCUGUGAAGAAUAUUCUCCGCUUUGAUGUAAUUGAAAUGGGACCUCUUUUGCAGCUUGAAGUUGAAGGCUCUGGUUUCCUUUACAGACAAGUUCGGAACAUGGUUGCUCUGUUGCUUCAGAUAGGACGGGAAGGAAUUCCACCUGAUAUUGUUCCCAAGAUUUUGGCUUCUUGUGAUCGCAGAGAGCUUGCAAAGUAUGCCCUGGCUGCUCCACCUCAAGGUCUCUGCCUUGUAAACAUUAAAUACAAUGAAAAACAUUUACAGCUUCCAGCAGGCUGUCCGCCUUCUAGUUUUGGUAGACAUCAUACUAUAAGAAAAUGUAAGUUGCCAUGCUUUUGAAAAAUCAGUCUGCAGCUGAACACAAAGUAGGUAAAAUUCACCGGAAUCAUCGUGUACUUAGCUGUGCUAAUUAAGGUAGAUAUCAUGAAUUUGGAUAUAUGGAGCCGUGCAGCGCUUUUGACUCUUAUGAGUUGAUUGUGUUUGAUCUUCUAAGAAACAUUUAUUUUGGUUAGCAUUGGGAUAGAACUCGGCAAUGACAAGAUUUUGAGAAAAGAAAGGCGUUGUGGAUUGUUUCUGGAAAGUAUAAAAUUACGGAGCAAUUAUAUUCUUGCAUUUUAAA